Molecule: messenger RNA, 267 nt
Organism: Trichomonas vaginalis G3
Lineage: Eukaryota; Parabasalia; Trichomonadida; Trichomonadidae
Product: DNA binding
Exons: 1
Coding region: 1-267 (88 amino acids)
Molecular function (GO): DNA binding, bending
Source: RefSeq, a predicted model, not a curated record
AUGCCUACACCAUACAUCCUCUUCUGCUCAGACAUGAGAUCCAAGGUCAAGAGUGACAACCCAGGAAUGUCGUUCGGAGAUGUUGCAAGAACCUUAGGAAAGCUUUGGAAGGAACUUCCUGAGGAAAAGAAGAAAGAGUAUAAGGAGAAGUCAGACGCUGACAAGGAAGCCCACAAGAACGAUCCUAAGCCAGAAAAGAAGUCUAAAAGAAGCCCAAAGAAGGAUAAGCCAAAGAGUUCAGAGGAAGAUGAGAAUCAGGAAGAAUGA